AUGGCAGAAAAUAAACCCACAGCACCGCCCAAGAAGAGCGAAAUCGAUUUCGCCGGUGGAACUACCUCUAUCUUCCUGGAAGAGGAGCGCGAAGAUAACCGAGUGAUGAGGUUCUCAUUGAUCGGCGCGGUCAUCUUCCACAUCAUCUUCUUCGUCAUCAAUCUGCCGAGCUUCGCCAAGCAGGCCACGGCUCAGGAGAAAGAGAAGAAGGUUUACGUGGUUCAGCAGGUUCGGUUCCAGCCGCCUCCGCCGAAGCAGAAGCAGGAGAUCCCGAAGCCGAAGGCCAAGAAGGUGCCUAUUCCGGAUCCGACGCCCGACGAGCCGGAGCCCAUCCGUCUGGAAGAGCCCGAGCCUGAAGUGGAUCUCCCCGAGGUCGACGACAUUGUCUUCGGUAUUCCCGAUGCUCCGCCCGUCGCCGAGCCGGAAGGUCCCAUUCACGUCGGCGGUGACGUGCAGAAGCCGGAAAAAGUUUCGGCUCCGCAGCCCCAAUACACCGAGAUCGCCCGCAAAGCGCGCAUUCAAGGUGUAGUGAUCGUGCAGGCGAUCAUCGACAAGGCCGGAAACGUCACCAACGUGAAAGUGCUCAAAGGGCUGCCCAUGGGCCUCUCGGAGCAAGCUGUCGAAGCGAUCAAGAAGUGGAAGUUCAAACCGGCUACCCUCAACGGCAAGCCUGUGGACGUCUACUACAAUCUGACGGUGAACUUCCGCCUUCAAUAG
Molecule: messenger RNA, 717 nt
Organism: Exaiptasia diaphana
Lineage: Eukaryota; Metazoa; Cnidaria; Anthozoa; Actiniaria; Aiptasiidae
Product: protein TonB
Exons: 1
Coding region: 1-717 (238 amino acids)
Biological process (GO): transmembrane transport; siderophore transport
Cellular component (GO): outer membrane-bounded periplasmic space
Molecular function (GO): energy transducer activity
Source: RefSeq, a predicted model, not a curated record